This is a messenger RNA of Marchantia polymorpha subsp. ruderalis, 4761 nucleotides long. Lineage: Eukaryota; Viridiplantae; Streptophyta; Marchantiopsida; Marchantiales; Marchantiaceae. The record is from the annotation of a GenBank genome assembly.
CAUCACAUGGCAGGACUUAUGUGCAGCUAGAGUGAGAGAAAUCGAGGAAGACGGAGGACGAGGAGGAGGAGGAGCACAAUCGGCAAUUGCGCUCGAACCGGAUAGCGGUCGAAAACUGAACCGAAAGAGUCGGCGAAGUACUUUCUUCAGGUUAGCGGGCAGCGAAAUUAGCCCGGCAAUUGGCGGCAGUGAAUGGUAGGAAAUCGCGGCGGAACCGGAUAAUCGCAUGCGCCACCGCCCACGACGAGCGACUGCUCUCGCUCUCGCUCUCGGCUCAGAGGUGCAGCCGAAUGUGCUGCCGGGAUCUGCACAUUGGAAUGCACGCACGCACGCCCCGUCGCCCUCAAGUUCUUGCUCGCUCGCGGUGCCCGUGCAUGCGAGAACGAGGAGUGUCGAACUCCCGAGGCCUGUGAUCGUUUCCCCGUCGUGUUCCGAGUCACCGCUGAUGAAAAUUGGGUGCUCUUGUGAUCCGCCGGCGUUUCGAGGGUUUUGGGAGCGCUGAGUGAGACGGGCCAUCUGGGGCUAAACCCCUCUAGUGCUUGCUCGGACAGGGAGCGAGGCUCGCUCGCUGCAAGCAAGCACCAUGGCUAUGGUGGUUCUGCCCACUUCACCUGGCUUUCUUACGGUUCCCUCUUAUUGUAGGGGAGCAGAAGGGUCCCUCGGAACCUGCCCGUCGUGGCAAGCCAUGAAUUCAAUUGUGUUUAGUCCAUUCAGUUCGAGUUGUAGGUUGAGAUUUGUGUGGAAUCCAAUUGAUAUUCGGCACUUAGGAGUAGGAAAGCAGAGAAGACGGUGCAGAAUUUCGAAUUCAUCCCCAGCAGGCCAGGCCGCGGGCGAAGGGUUUAAUGAGCAUAGUUUGGAGUUCGAGUCAAGAACAAGAGCGCAUUUGUUGCGGAGCCCCGUUUGUAGCCUGUCUGUUUCUCUUCCAGGCUGCUCUGCAGCAUUCGAUAGACAUAAAUUGAAUGGGAAAUUGAGGUUUGGGAGGCAGAGGCGAGGAGUCGUGGUCGCUGUGUCGGCGAGCAGUCGGGGACAAGAUUCAGAGGAGGGGGACGCGGAUGAACAAGGCCAAAAUAGGGAGGAUGUUGAGGACGUGAGGGAGAUAAUUGAUGUGCCCAAUGAGGUAGAGGCUAGGAAUGCUAGAAUAGAAGCAGAAAUCAGGUCAAAGGAGGAGCACAAGCAAUAUAGGGAGUCCUUGGAGUCAAGGAGGAAGAAAUUUUUGCACAAUCUUAAAGAGCAGCACAAAGUUUACAAGGCUGACAGAGAUGAAUGGGGUAUAGGAUUGAAACCCAUCUUUACAGUAUAUGAAGAUGCUCAAGGUAAGCGCUACAAGGUGGAUGUGGAUGAAGACGAGAUUUGGCUGAGGAGUGGAGUAGACCCGCUGUUUCCUCAGUUUGCCGACGACGAAGCUAGAGAAGUAGUCGAAAGGAAUAUUGCGAAGGCCAAUUCAUUGGCUCGGAAGAUCGUCGAGGGGAGUUACGAGCCUAAUGAGCUGAGCGUUCUCUACAAGUUUCAAAAGGCGGGGCAGGAAACAACUGUAGGGUCCGUCAGAUGGGAUGGUGAUAAGGACACUUCUCAGAACUACCUCCCGGCUCCUCUGCAGAAGAUGAAUUUUGUCACUGUAUUUGCCCUCACUGUGGUGGGGGGUUUUGCAUAUAAAUGGUGGACUGGAAGGAAACCGAAGGUACCGAAUCCGGUGGUUGACGAGCAAGAGGCGCGACUGAUGAAGAUGAGGAAAUUAAAGGCCAAAAUGAAUCAAAAGCAGGUUAUUGAAAAUCCGGAGGUCAUAGAGCAGGAUCCACCAAAGAAAGGUGGAGAUGCAGCAGGUAACAAGCGUGAACCUCCAGAAGUGGAAGCCAAAAAUGCCGUGGUGGACGUAACUCCUACUCCAACUCCUGGAUUGAAACCCAGCUUUGAGGAUGGAGAGUUCCAAAAGAAAGUUGAAGAAAUUCGAGCUAUGGCUAGAGAGGCCCGGCUACAGGAGGAGAGGAAUGCCGAUUUGCGCUUUGAGAAAAAUUCGGAAAGAACGCAAAGGCAGCGCUCGAUGGAGGAAGAGAUGCAGGAGAAGAAUCGCGCUAAAGAGCUUGAAGCAUUAGCCAAAAACUUGGAUGAUGUGCGCCGCCUUGGAUCCCUGGAUGGCGACUUGACGUCCACGCCCGACAUGGAUUUCAAGGAAAAGUCACUGAAUCUUGGUUCUGAGGUGGCAGCAAAACCCCAGAACGGGAAGCCUCCGACAGUGCAGAAAUUAGAGUCUAGCAAGUCAGAUAGCAACUCAGCCAGUGGCAAUGGCAUGCCUAAGAAGCCCGAAUCGACGAUGCCCACAAAUGGAAAAGCAGUACCACCGGCACAGCCGUCCGUUGGCGUGAAGCCCCGGAUAAUUUUGUCUCCAAAGGAGGCUAGGGCGAGUAUUGCUGCAAAGAGGGCCAGAUUGGAGUCAGGUGAUGCAUCGCCAUCAACUGGAAAAGCUGGUUUCAGUGAAAAUAUGAAGGCUAAGAUCAAGAGUAAACGAGCGAAAGCUGCCGCAGAGGCUGCUAAAGGGAUCGCAAAAGACGCGUUUAAUGGAGCUUCGAGGGGUUCACCGAACGAGUUAUCCCAGGAUGUUUCAAGUGCGACCUCCCAGGAGGAGUUGAAUUCUGAUGUUGGUGGAAUUUCAGACAGAGUCACGACGAACGGUCAGGUUUCUCGUUUGGACGCAGAGCCUGUACCAGCUGUGCAGUCUGGGCAGAGAGACAAUGGGGCUUCGUUAAAUGGGGCGUCAUCAAAGACAUCUGCCGAAGGAUCUUCUGAGCAGCCUGUACCUGAGUCAAAGAUAGAGGAGAGAAAAGUCGGAAAGGGAGGAGAGAAGAAGCCCAAAUCAUCGAAAGAAGAAGAGGAGGAGCAAGAGUGGAUGAGUGAUGAAGUGCUACGUGACAUUGUUUUCAAGGUUCAAGCUAAUGAAGAAGCAGGCCGCGAACCUUUUUUUAAUCUGAACUCUGAGCAGGAGAAACGGUUUUUCAAAGGAUUAGAAAGAAAAUUUGAGCGGGAAGGAGACCGUGUGAAAUCCUGGAUCAAGGACCGAGUUGAGAAUAUCGACUAUGGAGCAGAUGGCGUCAGCCUAAUGGACCCUCCAGAAUCGUAUACCGCGAAGUGGAAGGAGGGGGCUGAUCCUUCUGGUCAAACAUCUGACUUGGCAAAGAAGUUUAGUGAAGAUCGCAAGCGCAUCUUGAAAAAACAGAGUGGGUUGGAUUACACGUCCUCACCGUCCAUCGACGAGGAUGAGGAUGUUCGACCUAAGCAAUCUAGCAGUUCCCCAGUUUCUCCAUCAGUUUCACCAUCAAAUGUCACGACAACUAACGUAGGCCGAGGUAAAGCUAAAGAGACCAAGUCAGGUACUGCUAAGACCACUGUUACUUCUAGUGGCAGGCCUGCCGCCUUCACUCCAAAUCUCCCAAGCAACGGUGAGAAUGAAGAGGAGCAAGUUGAAAAUUGGCAAAAUACCAAGCGGUGGGCCCAAGAUUUGCAGAGAAAAUAUGAACUGGAAAAAGACCCCGAAACCAGAGCUCUAAUGAGGGAAAUUGGUCAGGACCUCGACAGGUGGAUCACCGAAGAUGAGAUUGAGGAGGCGAACAGACUACUUGAGAAAGGUGUCGAAGGUGAACAGGAGUAUGUGAGGAUGCACUAUGAGAAGACGAAGGCAAAGAUCAAAGAACAGAGAGAUUUGUUUGGUCGGGAAGCGAUGAUGAACAAGUACGGAGAGUACAAGCCGGAACAAGAAGAACCCGAGCUCUGGUGGUUUGAUCUUCCAUAUGUUCUGUGUUUAGGGCUGCAAUCAAGAAUAGAGGGUGAGAUGCAAAGUGGUCUGUACUCUGUAGAUAUGAGCCCUGCUAUGGAAGGUGUUGGAAACUCCAGCGGUAUGGUUCACACGGUGGCAUUUCAAGAUAGGGGAGAUGCUCACAAUUUUUCCAGGCUCUUGGAACAAGAAUCGGAGAAGCUUGGUGCAGAGGCAGUACAAGUAGUACCGUUUGAUCCAAAGGAGCUCUAUAGAGAUGCAGGAGCAGAAGGUUACAAAGUCACGGUAAUAAAGAAGGGGCAACUGCAGCUUUCAAUAGAUCAGACAUUAGAGGAAGUGGAAUCAAGGAUUCUCGAAAUUGGUACUGCCAGGUACUAUGAAGACCUGCUCCGCGAUAGAUCCAUAGAUAUGGACGCAGUGCUGGAUGAUGGGCUAGGCUACGGUCAAACACCUCAAAUUUGAGGAAUCUCUUAGAGUGAUUCAUGUAAAGUAUCUCAAUUGUAUCUGUAGUGUAACUCAAUUUUGCACCUAUACGUCAUCUCGUGGAGGCAUUGUUUCCAGCACAUGGGGGCGGACAAAUUUCCUUACACACAGUUCUCUGUCUCUUAUGAGGCUUAGAGUCAACUUCGAUAGUAUGGAAGAAGCUUCUCCAUGGUUUCCAUCUUUAUUAGUUACAAUACAUAGGAAACGGACGUUUUGGUUCAGAAACAGGUCGAUAUUCCGUUCCUCUCAGAGUGGAUAGCAUGAUGUUAAUUCGAAAGAGGAUCUCACAGAACGAGGCCUUGUGGUUUAUAUUUUUGUGUACCAGUCACUUUACUCUUUAUCCAAAUUGGACUGUCAUUGAGACUGCAGCGUUUACUAGUACUUAAGUUUUUGUACCUCCCAAGCCCUUCACGUCUUCCUGAGCGUUUAGACCGAACGAAGUAGCUGAUAGUUGGACGUUAGUGGAAGUAAGCUCUUCCCUUACUAGACAUUCUAACCCUCCUCAUGUGUGUCGG